AUGACAGUCAUCGAGUCGGUAAAAAGCGCCGUCGGGCUGGCCGAGACCCAGGCCACCCGCGAGGAGAUGUCUGCUGCUCGCCUUCCAUUACAGUACCGUGAUUCCUGCGCGCACCUUUUGAUCCCGUUGAACCGAUGCCGGCAGCAAGAGUAUUACCUUCCUUGGAAGUGCGAGGACGAGAGACACGGUUACGAAAAGUGCCAAUACGAGGAGUUCAAGAAGCGCGUUGCGAAGAUGGAUGAACUCCGGGCUACUAAGGACGGUGCGCGGAGCAAUUGA
This is a messenger RNA of Aspergillus puulaauensis, 279 nucleotides long. RefSeq names its product NADH dehydrogenase [ubiquinone] 1 beta subcomplex subunit 7. The transcript has 3 exons. Bases 1 to 279 code for a protein of 92 amino acids. Lineage: Eukaryota; Fungi; Ascomycota; Eurotiomycetes; Eurotiales; Aspergillaceae. The record is from RefSeq and is a predicted model, not a curated record. Gene Ontology annotation, cellular component: mitochondrion.